Messenger RNA from Onthophagus taurus, 3508 nucleotides. RefSeq names its product sodium-dependent dopamine transporter. NCBI's taxonomy places the organism in Eukaryota, Metazoa, Arthropoda, Insecta, Coleoptera, Scarabaeidae. The record is from RefSeq and is a predicted model, not a curated record. Gene Ontology annotation, cellular component: plasma membrane. Gene Ontology annotation, biological process: nitrogen compound transport; amino acid transport; sodium ion transmembrane transport.
GCGCCAACUCAGUCGCGGCGCGACGCUCAACACUACCAAACCAUCAUAAAUCGAGACACAACCAUCCACCGAAAUCCCGAAUCGCUUCCGGUUCAUUUCGAUUCGAACUCUCAUCUCGACCAGAACUAAAGAAGAAAUUCAAAAAUGUCAUCAAAUUUCCGGAGACCAGAAGCAUCCAGAGGCCCAAGAAAUGCGCGGCAGUGAAACUUUGACUUGAAAGAAGUUCAAAAAGAGCGAUGUUACCGUCGAAGAUCCGCACCAUCCAGACGACUUUCUUCGGCGAUCGAGUCGCGGCGAAAAAACGCAAAAGCAACCCGGAAGUGUUGCCGAAAAAUUCCUCCUCUUUAAAAAUUAAAAGCACGAUGAGCGCUUCUGAAAGUUUGUUGAAUAACGGAGGUGAUGCUAAAGAUGGGGAGAAAGAAGUUGGUGAUAAUUCGACGCCGGAGAAGAUUGUUACAGAGUCUACGAGAUUGUUGGGACAAGAAAACGAGAGUAAUUGCGUGAGGAAGGAUGAAAAUGGCAAGAACGAUGAUGGGAAAAACCAAAAGCAUUCUACAUCAACUUUUGAUGAUGGUUAUGAAUCUUAUAAUAGUACACCUUUACAAGGAUCUGGGUAUGCUAAAUCAGGAAAACACAGUUCGUCGACUUUAGCACUUACAACUCCAAAGAAAAAUCUUCAUGUUCAACUGGAAGAAGAUGAAAAACGGGGUUACGAAACGUUCGCCCUUUCGACAAGUUCGAGUCAAGCUGAAGUGGAUUUAAACUCACCACAUCUACCCGAUGAUAACAGAGAAACUUGGACAUCUAACGCGGACUUUUUGUUAUCCAUAAUAGGUUUUGCCGUGGACUUAGCCAACGUUUGGAGAUUCCCUUACCUCUGUUAUAGGAAUGGUGGAGGGGCUUUUCUCAUACCAUACUUCUUAAUGCUGAUUUUUGGAGCCGUCCCCCUUUUUUACAUGGAACUCGUCCUCGGGCAAUUCAACAGACAAGGUCCUGUUAGCGUUUGGAGAAUUUGUCCGUUGUUUAAAGGAGUUGGUUUCUGUGCAGUAUUGGUCGCAUUCUACGUAUCCUUUUACUACAAUGUGAUUAUCGCUUGGUCGCUUUAUUUCUUAGGAACUAGUUUUAGUAUGGAAUUACCCUGGAUACAUUGCAAUAAUACAUGGAAUUCGGUUUUAUGCUGGGAUAAACCCUACAAUCACACCAUCGGAAACGAUUCACUUUCAUUAGGAAUAAAUGAAAUGAAAAGACAUACACCGGCGGCCGAAUAUUUUACUCGUAGUGUAUUAGAAAUUCAACACAGUGAAGGUUUAUCAGACAUGGGUUACCCAAAAUGGCAACUUGUCCUGUGUCUUUUAGCUGUUUAUUGCACACUGUACAUUUCCCUUUUUAAAGGAGUAAAAUCUUCUGGAAAAGUAGUAUGGGUAACGGCCACCAUGCCAUAUGUCGUGCUUAGUAUUUUGCUGGUAAGGGGUCUGAUGCUUCCGGGAGCCCUCAAGGGUAUUUCCUACUACCUCAACCCGGAGCUUUCCAAAUUAAAAGAAACGCAGGUCUGGUUAGAUGCAGCCGUUCAGAUAUUUUAUUCCGUUGGAGCUGGAUUUGGUGUUCAUUUAUCUUAUGCAAGUUAUAAUACGUUUCAUAAUAAUUGCCUAAAAGACUGUUUGGUAACAACCGCAGUUAAUAGUUUCACAAGCUUCUUUUCCGGAUUCGUAAUUUUUACAUAUCUCGGUUAUAUGUCUCAUAAACAACAAGUUCCAAUUAGCUCUGUAGCAGCUGAAGGUCCUGGACUAGUGUUUCAAGUGUAUCCUGAAGCAGUUGCGACUUUACCAGGAUCACAUGUAUGGUCGGUGCUGUUCUUUUUCAUGUUAAUAAUGCUCGGACUGGAUUCUGGAAUGGGUGGUUUAGAAUGUGUUAUAACAGGAUUAAUGGAUGAAUUUAAUAAGUAUUUUAAAUGGAAAAGAGCGAGGGAGAUUUUUACUUUAAUUGUUAUAACCAUGUCCUUCUGCGUCGCUUUGGUCAACAUAACUCCGGGUGGUAUUUAUAUGUUUCAUCUGUUUGAUACAUACUCAGCUGGAAUUUCCUUACUUUGUUCGGCUCUUUUCGAAUCUAUUGCAGUAUCUUGGUUUUAUGGACUUGAUAGAUUUACACAAGACAUAAAAGCUAUGUUAGGAUCAACUCCAGGACCAUUUUGGAGGAUAUGUUGGAAAUUUAUAAGUCCUUUAUUCAUUAUUGGUGUUGUGGUUUUCGGAUUAGCUUUCCACGAACCACUCAGAUAUAUUGAUUAUAUUUACCCGAGUUGGGCAGAAUGGGUCGGUUGGUGUUUAACGUUGUCUUCAGUAUUGAUGAUACCACUGGUAGCUGUAAUACAAUUAAUACGAACUCCUGGUACAUUCAAAGAGAGAUUGGCAAUUUGCAUUUCCCCUGAAGAAGAACACGAGCAGUUAAGGGAGAGUAGAAUAGUAAGUAGAUUUAAGGCAAAACAUUGGCUGUUCGUGUAAAGAUUCAGAUCAAUUUAAUCUUAAGUAGAUAAAGUAAAAAAAAUUAUAAUGUUAACAUAAUAGUAUUUAUCGGAUUUGCAUUUAUAGAGUAACAUAGUAAAAAAAUGUUUAAUGUAAGUGUUUGUUAUCGCUAUUAGUAUUUAUUGAGGUGAGCGCUGGUCGUACCGAUGAUACUUAAAGAAAUAUCCCGUUAGCUCUUUAUGAAGAUUAAAGGUCGUUUUUUGCCACUCGAAAUCCAUAAAAAGCGAUAAGUUUCCUGGAAUUGGUACACAAGGGCUAGCUUUGUCGUUGGAUACUUACCAUCUUUCGUUCUUCGACGAGGUUGACUAAUUCUUGGAAACGACAUUUAUAAAACUCUUAAUUUUUAUCUAGUCCCAUAUAUAUUUGUAUAAAUAAUGUAUAACUCAUUACGUGCCAAAAUAAUUUAACGAUGAACAAAAAGUUUUUAUUCUUUAUAUGUUAUAUUAGAACGCUUAAUUAGCUAAGUCGUAGAUACUAAAGUGUGGGUCCAACAAAAAAAAAAAACAAUAAAUAUCCGCUUUAUUUGGCUGGUCCAAAACAUAUGUGUAGAAGAUAAGACAAUAAACGCGGCGAGUUAGCAUAGAGAACUAAUUAGCUCUAUGUAUCUUCUUCCUAUAUGAGAUCGUAUUUAAUAUUAUUACAAGAAAGUAAAUAAUGCUAGGGACCAUAAGUUUCAUUUAAAAUAAUAGAAGAAAAGUGUAAACGAUAAAUUGCAAUACAAUCAUUUCUUUACACUGAUAACUGUCCAUUAGAUAAUUAUUGGGUGGAAUUAUUAUUAAUGGCUCUAUUUAUAAGCUAGAAAAGAAGAGGUGUCGUCGUAACCUAUCGAUUAGGUAAAAAUUUUUUAGCAACACUGCCUUCGUUGCUGGAAAAUUUUUCGACAAUAAUUUGCAUAUAUCUCUUACCUUUCUAAAUGUAUUGUUUUUAAGAAAAACAUGUGUUUAAUAUAUCUGACUGUACGUUGUGGAAAUAUAUAAUAUACAAAUUUAAAA